Cryphonectria parasitica EP155 is the source of this 639-nucleotide messenger RNA. Its product is annotated as DUF1783-domain-containing protein. Gene Ontology annotation, cellular component: mitochondrial inner membrane. The transcript is spliced from 2 exons. Gene Ontology annotation, biological process: mitochondrial respiratory chain complex IV assembly. Bases 1 to 639 code for a protein of 212 amino acids. NCBI's taxonomy places the organism in Eukaryota, Fungi, Ascomycota, Sordariomycetes, Diaporthales, Cryphonectriaceae. The record is from RefSeq and is a predicted model, not a curated record.
AUGUUACCGCGGAGGAUACUAUGUAGGAGGCCGCUCCUUCAGGCACUGAGAUCACCCGUCUCGGGACGAUCCCUACUUCAAAGGCGUUCGCUGAUUGCGGCGCCUAAACCUGGCGAUGGCCCUCUGAUGGAGAGGAGACCUGAUCGCGAGCUCCCAGAUGUCGAGGCCAACCGUUUCCGCUGGUCGCGCACCAUGCCCAUCUUCCUCGCGCUCGUCGCCGCCUCCAGCAUCGCCAUCUUCAACUACCAAAAGAUGUCGUCGCCCGUCGUGUCCUCGACCCUCUACGCCCUGCGUACCAACGCUCAGGCCCGCGAGUAUCUGGGCGACGAGAUCUACUUCAAGGACCAGAUCCCCUGGAUCAGCGGCGAGAUGAACCAGAUGCACGGGCGCAUCAACAUCUCCUUCAGCGUAAAGGGCACCAAGAAUACAGGCGUCAUGCGCUUUGCCAGCUUUAGGCCGACCUCGAAGGGCAUGUUUGAGACCACCGAGUGGAGCCUGGAGACCACGGAUGGGCGGACGAUUGACCUGCUGGACGAGGGCGACCCGUUCAAGGCGAUUUCGUUCGCGGACGGGCUGGAUGACGAGGAUGAGGACCAGAAUGCCACGAGGGGCUUCAGGCAGCAGAUGAACACGAGGUAG